This is a messenger RNA of Sinocyclocheilus grahami, 2326 nucleotides long. RefSeq names its product fatty acyl-CoA reductase 1-like. Gene Ontology annotation, cellular component: peroxisome. The transcript has 11 exons. Bases 20 to 1567 code for a protein of 515 amino acids. Gene Ontology annotation, molecular function: alcohol-forming very long-chain fatty acyl-CoA reductase (NADP+) activity. Gene Ontology annotation, biological process: long-chain fatty-acyl-CoA metabolic process. The record is from RefSeq and is a predicted model, not a curated record. NCBI's taxonomy places the organism in Eukaryota, Metazoa, Chordata, Actinopteri, Cypriniformes, Cyprinidae.
CAGGAGGAGUGGCGUCAUCAUGGCCUCGAUCUCGCAGUGGUACGCGGGGAAGAACGUGCUGAUCACCGGAGCCACGGGCUUCAUGGGGAAGGUGCUGGUGGAGAAACUGCUGCGCUCCUGUCCGGACGUCAAAGCCCUCUACAUCCUCGUCCGGCCCAAGGCGGGUCAGUCCAUGUCCGAGCGAGUCCAGGACAUGAUGAAGUGUAAGCUGUUCGACCGCGUGCGUGAGGUUAAUCCUGACUUUCAUCAGAAGAUCAUCCCCAUCAGCAGCGAGCUCACGGAGCCCGGCCUGGCCAUCAGUCCAGAGGAUGUACAAACACUCACUUCCUGUAUCAACAUCGUCUUCCACUGCGCCGCCACCAUCCGCUUCGAUGAGCCCCUGAAGCAUGCGCUGCAGCUGAACGUCAUCGCCACGCAGCAGCUCCUCUCUCUGGUGCAGCAGAUGCAGCACCUGCAGGCCUUCAUCCACAUCUCCACCGCUUACGCCAACUGCAACCGCAGACACAUCGACGAGGUCAUCUACCCUCCUCCGGUCGAGCCCAAGAAACUCAUCGACUCUCUGGAGUGGAUGGAUGACAGUAUCGUCUGUGACAUCACACCCCAUCUGAUCGGUGACCGGCCCAACACUUACACCUACACCAAAGCACUGGCCGAGUGUGUGGUGCAGCAGCAGAGCGGCAAACUCAACAUCGCUAUCAUACGACCGUCUAUCGUGGGAGCCAGCUGGCAGGAGCCGUUCCCCGGCUGGAUAGACAACUUUAAUGGACCAAGUGGUGUUUUCAUUGCUGCUGGGAAGGGCAUCCUGCGCACCAUGAGAGCCAGUAAUGAUGCGGUGGCUGAUCUGAUUCCUGUAGACGUGGUUAUAAACCUGACGCUGGCCGCCGGCUGGUACACCGCGGUGCACAGACCGAAAACUGCACUCGUGUACAACUGCACAACCGGAGGCAUUAACCCUUUCCACUGGGGCGAGAUCGAGCAUCACGUGAUGUCCACGUUCAAGAGGAAUCCUCUGGAACAGGCUUUCCGUCGGCCAAACGCUAACAUCACCUCCAAUUACCUGAUCUACCAGUACUGGAUCCUCGUCAGUCACAAGUUCCCCGCACUCAUCUAUGACCUGUUCCUCCGACUGUCCGGACAGAAACCACAAAUGAUGCGCAUUUUCAACCGUCUGCACAAAGCCAUCGGUCUGCUGGAGUACUUCAGCAGUCAGGACUGGGAGUGGAACUCCGACAACAUGAACAUGCUGAUGAGUCAGCUGAGCGCCGAGGACAGGAAGACCUUCAACUUUGACGUUCGUCAGCUGAACUGGCCCGAGUACAUCGAGAAUUACUGUAUCGGCACCAAGAAGUACGUUCUGAACGAGGACAUGUCAGACAUUCCCGCCGCCAGACAGCACCUGAGGAAGCUGAGAAACAUCCGAUACACGUUCAACACGGUGCUGCUGGUCUUCAUCUGGCGCGUCUUCAUCGCUCGCUCUCAGAUGGCCAGGAACAUCUGGUACUUCGUCGUGAGUUUGUGCUUCAAGUUCCUGUCCUACUUCAGGGCUUCCAGCACUCUGACCCAAUGACCGGAGCAACAGGAAGUGUGUGUCCUUAUCCUCCGAGCACUUCCUCUUCCAGAGGUGUCUUCAACCAUUCUCACACACACACACACACACACAGGUGUUUCUUUAGCUUUCCUCACCGGCCGCUCGCUCCACCUGACUCCUCCAUGUGCUGUUUUUAAAGAUGUUUACUUUUAUAACGACUGUCCUUAAUACCGAUUAUAUAUGCAACUGCAUUUUACAGUUUCUCCUUUACAUUCUUGUCACCAUCCAAAAUCCAGAGAUGCUGCCUUUGUGUCUUCUGAUGAUUUUAGCCUUCUCGACUACAGACAGUGUUUCGGACCACUGGACCACCGCUCAAAGCUUUGCUGUUUUCAGCCAUUUCUCUCUCUUUGCGAGUGUGUGUUUGUCUCUUAACGGUUCGUUUGUGUCCUGUCUGUUCUAAUACCGUGUAAUCAAGCCGGAAAACUCUUUCGGUUGGUGUUUUGUGUUUUUUUUCUUGUUUAGUUUGCUGCGUUCGGAGGGAAAGGCCUGUGAACUCCAACAGAUCUGAUGCAUUUAUAACAUCACACAUAUUUUUUUGCCAAGUCAUCGCUUGCUCAACUGUAUAUCCACCAGUUUAAUCAUAAACACUCAAAAUCAAAAGAAAAAAAAGUCUUUUCAUGAAGAAAAUGCAGCCUAUUUUUAAGGAACUAAAAUAGUUCCUAAAAUUACAUUUUCAUGACAAUUAAGCACUUUUACCACCAAAUUGAAUGCAUUUUUAACGAUUCUAGAAUUAUUCUA